Molecule: messenger RNA, 399 nt
Organism: Phalaenopsis equestris
Lineage: Eukaryota; Viridiplantae; Streptophyta; Magnoliopsida; Asparagales; Orchidaceae
Product: AT-hook motif nuclear-localized protein 1-like
Exons: 2
Molecular function (GO): minor groove of adenine-thymine-rich DNA binding
Source: RefSeq, a predicted model, not a curated record
UUCACGGUUAAAUUUCGACUGAAUACAGCAUCCAUUUGCUCUCUUUUGCAGGGCAUAUUUGAGUUACUCUCCUUAUCAGGAUCAUUCAUGCCAAAUGAAAAUGGCGGAACAAAGAGCCGUUCUGGUGGGAUGAGUGUCUCAUUGGCAAGCCCUGAUGGACGUGUUCUUGGAGGAGGGGUUGCUGGUCUUUUGGUUGCUGCUAGUCCUGUUCAGGUCGUAGUGGGCAGCUUCUUGCCUGGCUACCAACUGGAGCAGAAAACAAAGAAACCAAAACAGGAGACAUCAGUCGCCAUGCCGGCAGACACAGUUAGAAUGUCCAACAUGGAGAUGGAAGAUACUCACACCAGCGGCGGACAAUCGCAGCAGUUUGCUUCUGCACCAAAACCAAACCUUACUACC